Messenger RNA from Effrenium voratum, 3604 nucleotides. The record is from the annotation of a GenBank genome assembly. Lineage: Eukaryota; Dinophyceae; Suessiales; Symbiodiniaceae.
UCUCAGAUGUUGCUUAAGGAAGAGGUGGGCAGGAUGUGAGCUUCAUGGAUGCCGCUGGCGCUGCCGCUGCCGCUGCGUUGUUGUGGUCAGGCCAGGGAUCGCAAGGCUCGUGGCCCGCGCAAGAAGCAGGACGUCAGUCGGACUCAGAGACCCAGGAAAGUGAAGAGGAUGGAUCGGACCACCCGGCGACGGGGACGCUGGUCAAGCUGCGAAACUUUCCGGCCUCCUGGGUGGAGGAGGACGUCCUUCCUUUCCUUCCGGAGAAGUUGGCGCGGCUGCUUCGGCGCUUUGGCCCGCUGCUCUUCGAGCCCGCACCGGAGGCGGAUCUCCAAGCCUCAGGUCCUAUCUUCUUUGCAGCCUUUCGUGAAGCAGCGGCUGCAGAAGAGGCGGUUGCCAAACUGCACGGUGUUGACCUUCGAAGCAACGCGGAGAAGCGAGCAGCCGGAGGCCGCCCAGCACAGGCGUGGGAGCGUUUUUCUGUGCAGACCGAGGAGCCGACAGCACUCAGUUCUGCCGUCCUUGCACAUUGGGCGCAGCGCGGGGUGGUCAAGCCGGAUGACAAUCCGGACAACUUGCAGGCUGAGGACUUCGAGUUCGAGUUUGCGGACAGCGGUGAGUUUGCAGAAGGUGAUGGGAGUGAGACCGAGCCACCAACCGAACCGCCCAGCGAGGGUGAGGUGAGUGAGGACCGAUCCAAAGUGACGGUAUUGCUUAGAAACUUCCCAUCUUCCUGGCUUUCUGAAGAGGCUCUCCCGCAGCUUUCAGCGAGAAUUACAGCUCUGCUGAACAAGUUCGGGCAGCUUCGCAGCAAGCCAAAAGUUCUCGAGAGCAGCAUUGGCCUGGUUGCCACGGCCACCUUUCAGGAGCUGCAGGAUGCCGAGAAAGCGAUCCAAGCUUUGGACGGUUUGGACUGGAGGAGUCCAGCUGAAGCGAAAGAUGGUCGCCCGGCUUCAGCGCACGAAUACUUCCGCGCUGAGAUGGUCCAGGAGGUUGCUUCAAGGCUCCAGGAGCUGGCGGCAGCACCUUCCAUGGCCGUCCUCGGUGCGGGUGGAUUUGAGACGAUGGUGGAAGGGGCUGCCGCUGCACAAGCUUUCCUGAGCGCGGAGGUGGAUCCGAGCUUCCAAGGGUACAAGGCCAAGCGCGAGCGAGUGAAGGUCAAGUUGCAGCAGACGGGGCGCAACCUGCGUUGGGAGAAGGCCAACAGCGAUGCAGAGGAGGAUCCAGCGCCGGCUCAAUGGCCGACGACCGCCUGGACCGCCUUUGCUCCGGAGACGGAAGCUGUGGAGGUUGCACCGGAGAUGCGUGAGUUGGACCCGGCAGACACCCACCUGGUCAUCCGCGGGGUGCCUUGGGACUGGAGCGCGCUGCAGCUGCAGAUGCUCUUCACACCUUUCGGGGGAGUGCAGGCAAUGCAGGCCUUUGCCAGCGAUGAGAAGGGUGGGCGCAUCGUGCGCGUACGCCUGGAAGACUUGGCCCAGCACGCCGUGGCGGCGGUCCACUUCCAGCAGCCACAGGGGGGCCUCAUGCUCCGCUGUGAGCACGUCUUGGGCCCCCGGGAGAAGGAGCUGCUGGCGCUGGCGGCAGAGCGGGAGAGGAGAAGGCGGGAGGAGGAGGCGGAGGAGGCGCGCCAGCGCCAGGUAGCCAUUGAAGAGGCUGAGCGCCAAAAGCAGGCGGCCGCCUUCGCGGAACGCCGCGGCGUGUGGGAGGUGGCGAACGCCGACUUCGCGGCGGCGGUUCUGGCGAAGGCUGAGAAAGACCUGGACCGCAGCAAGAGACUUCAGGCGGCUGCCGACUCGCUGAGGGAUCCGAGUCUCAGCAAGCAGCGGCGCCGAAUGCUGGUGGCCUUGGUGGAGGCAGAGCGCAAGAGGCAGGCGCCGAUGAUCCCCGGCUUGGAGCAGGCAGCCAUGGCGGCCGCUGAUGCUGAAAUCAAGGCGUGGCAGCACUACGUGAUUCAGGCUGAGCGUGACUACUUGAACUUGAUUCAAGAGGCAGAGGCCGCAGAAACACGGGCAAUGUCGAAAGCUGACCGAGACAGCCGCCGUGCUGAGCAGGCACGCGUGGAUUUGGAGCGAAAACGGCGAAGACGGGAGCGCGAGCUGCGGGCCAUCGAGCGGGCGGCCAUGCUACGGGCGGACGAGCAGAGCCGCGCGGUGGAGGAAGCUACCGCGCUCGCUGAAGAGCAAACUCGGGAAGAGUUCGAGGCGGAGCUCAUGGAGCGCGCGGAGGACGAGGUGAGGGAGUUCUGCGACUUCGAGCGGCGCAGGGAGGCGGAGGAGCGGCGGAGGAUGGCGGCGGACGAGGCGGAGUUCCACAGGUUGCAGGAGGAGGAGAGACGCCGCAAAGUAGAAGAGGAGCGGAAACAGAAGCUGGUCAUGGAAUGGCGCAGGAAACAGGCUGCUAGGAGAGCUUUGGACUCUGAUGAGGAGCCCUCAGAAGCCGACGAGGAUGACAAGAAGAGCCCGGACAGAGACAGAAGCAAUCUGGACAGGAAGAAAGAUGCCAACCAUGAGGAGCAAUCGGAUAUGCUCAAGGCGGCCCGCAAUCCCUUUGGUCCCGUUCGAGAGAGGCCAGCAGAGAAGGAAACAUCGACGAAGCCUGAGAAGGAGAGCAAACGGACGCGAGAGGAGGAGAAGCGUAGGCUGAAAGAGGAGGAAGCUGCAAAAAGGCGGAAACGCGAGAAGGAGGAAGCCGCUGCUGAGCUGCAGCGCUUCGAGCAGGAGUUGCAGCGCCGCAACAACUUCCUACUGCGGCGGCGCCAGCAGGAGGAGGAUGAUUUGCGCAAGGAAGCUGAGGCUCAGGAGCAAGCAGUCAGAGAUGAGGAGGAGCGCAAGAAAAGAGAGGUUGAACAGUCGCGUAUGGCAUGGGAAGAUAAGCUGCGAAUGAAGUUUGAAGUGGAGGAGCGCCGCAAGGAGGCGGAGGCGCGGAAGCAUGAGGAAGCCGAGCGGCGCAAACAGGAGCGGGCGGAACGCAAGCGGGAGGCCAUGCGGCCCCAGGAGACCGUCAGGCUUCUGCAGGAAAAAGAGCAGGACCCGGCAGUUGGCUUUCUGCAGCGCAAGCUCCGGGGCGGGCCAGGAGAUCAAACGGAUGCAGGCAGAGCUCGCGAAGAAGAGGGAGGAGGCCAAGAAGCAGGAAGAGCAGCGCGAAAGAGGCAGCUCCUCAGCGCCGGCCAGUCGGUCCAGCAGCCCGGUCCGCAAAGAAAAGCACAAGCGUCGCAAAGAGAAACGACGCAGUGCAGGUAGUCGAAGUAGAUCUGAGCGUCGCAACAAGAAGCGCAAGAAACGUCGAAAUCAAAGCAGCUCUAGCUCUAGCCGCCCUCGCGGAAAAAAAAGAAAGGUUUCAUAUGUGCGCUAGCCGACGGUGCCGAAAACAGCUAGUUGUUGAGGAGUGCCGGUUUUGAAGCGCGCUGCGCUUUCUUGAGGUUGUGGAGCAGCGCACAAAAAGUCUUCCAAGGGAGCCAAGCAAUCUCGAGUCAACGUGGAAGAUGGCUGCCACGCCCCUGCUGUAAGAAAGUGGCUCCAAAGUAGAUCUGGAACUCAGCGCGGUCACGCUCCCGCAGGAGCGAGGCCCCAGCAGAAAAGAAGCAGAGCAAAAACCAAAACGAGGC